AAAGAGGGGCCUUUAGCAAGCGCGCUAGCAUAAUCCUAGUUGUGAGACAAGGAAAUUUUGGGAGAGAGGAGCGAGGGUUUUCUUCUCCGCGAGAGACGCGCGAUGGUGUGGUGUAGCUACUGUGGCAAGGACCAGAUUGCCGAGCACAACGAUGGAUUCAUAUGCUGUACUGGGUGUGGGAGAGUGCUCGAUGACAAUGUCUUCUCCUCCGAGCCGACCUUCGCGAAAUCGGCGUCUGGACAGAGCCAAUUCGUUGGGAACAUUGUCAAGCAAUCACAGUAUGGAACUUACGCUCGCAUCGUCGACGAUGGCACCGGGACCGUCUCGGGCUACCAGUCGAAUUCUCAUCAGAGAACGCUGGACAAAGGCAGGCAGGAGAUUCGAAACAUAGCGAGCUCGCUCUCAGUUGGCGGUGGCGAUGAUAUCGUUGGUUCCGCGCAUAGGAUUUAUGUCUUAGCCGUGGAGAAAAACUUUACGAAAGGAAGGAGAACAUCUCAAGUCGCCGCAGCAUGCCUCUACAUUGUUUGCAGACAGGGAAAUAAACCAUAUCUGCUGAUUGAUUUCUCGGACUGCCUACAAACCAGUGUAUAUUUGCUAGGAGCAGUUUUUCUCCAACUAUGUACCCUACUGAGAUUAGAUCAGCAUCCAAUGGUUCAAAAGCCUGUGGAUCCAAGUCUGUUUAUCCAUCGUUUCACGGACCGACUUCUACACAGAAUAGCACCAGGGACUUCCUCCAAAAAUCAAUUUGCCAUUGCAAAUACUGCACUUAGGAUAGUAGCUAGCAUGAAGCAAGAUUGGAUUCAGACGGGUAGGAGACCCAGCGGGAUCUGUGGAGCUGCUUUACUUUUAUCAACUCGAAUUCAUGGUUUGGAAUGCUCGACAGCGGAUGUGGAAAGCGUCGUUUACGUUUGCAAGGCUACGAUAACCAAGCGGCUUGUAGAGUUUAGCAACACAGAAGCUGGUAGCCUAACUCCAGAAGAAUUUGAAGCGAAGGCUAAACAACGAGAGAAAGAGAUGCUGUCCGUUUCCCAGACUGAUAUUGUAAAUAACGGGGUUAUUAAGGAAAUUCUUUGCGAGCACAAGGACUCGGGAGCUCAACACUACGCACAUGGACUCUGCAAAAACUGCUAUGACGAUUUCGUCAAGAUUUCUGGUGGAUUACAAGGAGGAUCUGCACCCCCGGCCUUUCAAAGAGCCCAGAAAGAGCGGGAGAGACUAUUGAAGAACAAAAAGAGAAAGCUGACCGCUGAGGCCAUCUCAGACGAGGACGAAGAUUUGACAUGCACAAACAGCUCUCCAGUCGCUGAAAAAGCUAUCAAGAAAAAGCUGGAACAAGAGGAACACAGUUACUUUGACGCUGACGAUGUGACCGAGAGUUGUGUCACACACGAAACGAAGGCCGAAAAGCGAUACGAAGACAGUGUGGACGACGAACCGGAGUCACUAUCUGAUAUCGACGACGUUGAGCUAACUACCUAUCUCAACACAGAAGACGAGAUCAGACUGAAAACCAUUGUCUGGACGGAGAUGAACAAAGAAUACAUCCAGGAGCAAGAAGCCAAGGAGGCAGCACUCAAGGCGCAAGCUGAGUCCAUGGCUGCCGUGUCGACGUCAGGAACUGCUGCAGAGAUUGCCGCAGCUACAGUAGUGAUGUCCAGAAAGGCUAGAAAACACAAGCAUGGUGAUACUGCAAACUGCAAGCCCGCGGAAUCAGCAGCCGAGGCAACCAGACAAAUGCUAGAGAAAAAGAGACUGAGCUCCAAGCUGAACUAUAGUGUGCUGGAGAAGAUGUUUAACGGCAAGGAGGAUUCGCCAUCAAAAUGGGUCGAAGAGCCUCCGGGAAAGACCGAGCCAGCCGACACCAAAGUCCCACCGGAAGAAGAACACGAUCAGGAAGGAAACGAAAACGAAAACGAGCACGAAAACGAGAACGAAGCCGAGCUGGAGAACGAUAUCCCGAGCUAUAGCUACAUUUACGAACAGGCCGUGGAAGAGGACUACGAAGAGUACUAGACAAACAAUGAAACAAAAUUUUGGUAGGAGCGAGCGAGCGAGCGAGGUAAGAAGAAAGAAGCAAGGUAAAAGACCAAAAGAAAGUUCUUGCUUUGCUUUCUUUCUUCCAUGUAUCUAAUCAAAACACGUCGAAUGAAUUGGAUUCAGUCUC
Selaginella moellendorffii is the source of this 2164-nucleotide messenger RNA. RefSeq names its product transcription factor IIIB 60 kDa subunit. The transcript has 17 exons. Bases 103 to 2013 code for a protein of 636 amino acids. Lineage: Eukaryota; Viridiplantae; Streptophyta; Lycopodiopsida; Selaginellales; Selaginellaceae. The record is from RefSeq and is a predicted model, not a curated record. Gene Ontology annotation, biological process: DNA-templated transcription initiation; transcription by RNA polymerase III; transcription preinitiation complex assembly. Gene Ontology annotation, molecular function: TBP-class protein binding; RNA polymerase III type 3 promoter sequence-specific DNA binding; RNA polymerase III general transcription initiation factor activity. Gene Ontology annotation, cellular component: transcription preinitiation complex; transcription factor TFIIIB complex; nucleus.